UGUGUGUGUUAAGCCCUCGGAGGCUCGUGGCAGAUUGGUAGUUGAGACAGUCAUGGCGUCUCGGAUUUGAUCGAUCUUGCGACCGGAGGAGAAAUGUGAGCACUCUGCUCUUGCUGAAUUUUCCCUCUCCGAGCGAGGUAUCCUUGGGGCAGAUGACUUUGAGGCUGGGGAUCGAUGCCUCAAGAACUCAUCCUCGAGAGUUGGGUCUUCCCGUGCCUCAUGAAUCUGCGGACUGCGGUAAUCGUUGUCCACAUUCUGAAGAUUUCUGGUUAGUUUGCUUCUGUUCUCAAAAACAUUAGAUAGAUUUCUUGUGACUGACGAUUCUUUGAUGAAUUUGUAGUAGGAUGACUUCAUAGUUCAAAUACUAUUCUGUUCCAUUGUCUUCGAAUACAGAUUGACUUGCCUGCUUAGAUUGGCCGGUUGGAUCCAUUUGUCUUCAAGUUGUGGUUAAAUUGAAUGUUAUGGUCGAAGCUUGAUCAGUCUCGCUGCAAACAAUCAGGAUUGCCCAUCAGGUUCUGGUUAGUACACUCGAUCAAUCUCAAUCUAAGCAGUUAGGAUUGUCGAUCAGAAACAGAAGAUACCGGUCGAUGCUCGAGCAAUCUCAAUGAAAGCUAGUAGGCUUUGUUGAUCAGAAACGAGAGUUUCUGCUAUACUUUCACUCUAUCAUUAACCCUAGCUGACAUUGUCCUCAGCACUCACACUCUUUUUUGCUAAUCCUUUGUUCUAAGGGGCGUAUGGUAACGUGUCCGGAUCGGACAAGGGUUGAUCCCUAAGGUGUCACUAUCUAUGGUAAUCCUUGCUAUGUACCUUUCACCAUGUAUCUGUUGAACCUUUCUCCAUUUGAAAUGGGACCACCGUAGGGGGGCGGUGAUUUCAUAUUUUUUUUUCGUCGCUAAUCCUUUAAACUUGCGCAUCUCAUCUCGGCCGACUGUUCUCUUCUUCUAGCUGUCCAACCAAAAUAGAAAGGAUUUUUUGAAAUUUAAGCUUCCCUCUUAUCCCAAUAGGAUAAAUAGGCCAUACGGAUUCGUUUAGAAUCCUAUCCCCCAUCUUUGUCAAGUUGUCAUUGUACGAUAAGGCCCACACACUCCCAUCCAAAGUCCCACUUCAUCGUACCGGGGAAUCUCCCCUAAACCCUAAACGCCAGUAACUCUUUCUCACAAUUCUCACCUAUUUUUUAUCCUCUUCCAUGAACUCCAGUGGCUCGAGACCAUCCGGUCCGAUGGGAUCCGAUGAACCGGUUCGACUAACUCAACUCGGAGAUGGGAGUGCUACUGACUUGGCUCGACCAUCCAAUUGUUCCAGUUCAUUCGGACCAGAUCAGCCGGUUGGACUGAUGAACCUGAAAAAAGAAAAAGAGUGGCGGAAUGAAAAGCAGAAUGCCAUGCUGUCCCUGUUGCCGUCUUUUGUUUCCAUUCCAUUUGUUGCUUUCACCGCAGUAAUCUUUGUCUGCCAUCGUCAGCCGUUCCACGAAGCAUCUUUCCUUCUCUCUCUCUCUCUCUCUCUCUCUCUCUCUCUCUCUCUCUCUUUCCCUCUAUAUCAGCGCGUUCGGCUCCCUCCUCGUCGCAAUUCUGUUCCCCGCCCCUUCCUCUGCUCGCCGGAAUCGGACAUGAGUAGGUGGCUCCGGCGGCUGUGGAGCGGCAGGGAGGCGAAGGCCCCCGGCGGCCAGGAGGAAGCCACGGAGAAGAGGAGAUGGAGCUUCUGGCGGCCGAGGGAGUGCCUACCCUCCGCCGCCCGCCGGAAUCCUGCGCCAGCUUUCUGGGCGAAGCGCUCCUCCGACGAGGACGAGCAGAGCCACCGCGCCGUCGCGGUGGCCGCCGCGGGACUCCCGGCGGACGGCCACGGGACGACGCUGCGUGCGGCGGCGGUCGUAAUCCAAACAGCGUUCAGGGGAUUUCUGGCGAGGAAGGCACUGAAAGCACUCAAAGCGUUGAUCAAGCUGCAAGCUUUAGUGAGAGGCCAUCUGAUACGUAAACAGGCAGUGACGACGCUUCGCAGGAUGGAAGCUCUCGCUAGAGCGCAAGCCACCACCAUUCGAGCUCGAAGAUCCUUAGAACGCCUAUCCUCGAGCUUCGACAGCUCCUCGAAGAUUGUCGAGAUGGAUCUCAAUGCAUACCACGCGAGACGCUCCCCUGCUCUUGGCCUUACGGAUGACUCUCAACUUCUGGCAUUCUGCUCACCGGUUCCACGUCGAAUCGCAAUCCCAAACCGAAAAAACUACCACCAAGAGAAUGAUUAUGAAUGCUGGUACGCGGAAAAUGCGAAAGGCCGAUUGCCUGCCACCGCACACAACACGCCCAAGUACAUGAACGUUUACGGCAAUGGAGGUGGAUUUGUUCGGGCGAAAAGUGUGGCGAGCUCGCCCAAGUUUAUGGCAAGCACACAAUCCUCUAUGGCAAAGCGUUGGUCGUGUCAAGGUAGAAUUGAGGAGUCGAGAAGGAGGCAGCCUUUGAGUGAGGUGAAUUCUUGUUGUCAUGUCGAAGAAGAGGGGUUUAGUUUCAAGAGCGUAGUGGUUGGAAGGCUGGAGAGGCCUUCUUCAGAGCACUUGGUGAAAAAGAAUUGAUGAUACAAUUGCUUCAAUAUCAAUGGUGUUUGUGUAA
Zingiber officinale is the source of this 2597-nucleotide messenger RNA. RefSeq names its product protein IQ-DOMAIN 24-like. The transcript is spliced from 5 exons. The record is from RefSeq and is a predicted model, not a curated record. Gene Ontology annotation, molecular function: protein binding. NCBI's taxonomy places the organism in Eukaryota, Viridiplantae, Streptophyta, Magnoliopsida, Zingiberales, Zingiberaceae. The coding region runs from base 1187 to 2560 and encodes 457 amino acids.